AUGAUGGAUGAAGAUAUGGAGAGUGGUACUUUGGGUUCUUAUCAUGACAGACCAAGAACUUUCCCUAAUAUGCGUACUAAACCUUACACACCUCUGCUAUUUCGAAUUCUAUUGGGUAUAAAUGUUCGUGUCCUGUUUGUUCUUUUACUGCUGGGGUUUGGAGCUAUCUUUUACAUGGGUGCAAGAACAUCUCCAAUUAUUGUGUUUGUCAUCUCUAUUUGUAUUCUCAGCUUCCUUGUGGCGAUAUAUCUUAUGAAGUGGGUGCUUGCUAAAGAUGAGGGUCCUCCUGAAAUGGUUCAGAUAGCUGAUGCUAUACGAGAUGGAGCUGAAGGAUUUAUUAGGACCCAGUAUGGAACUAUAUCCAAGAUGGCUAUGGUGCUUGCUCUUGUCAUUCUUGGCAUAUAUUUGUUUCGCCGCAUAACUCCUCAACAGGAAGCUUCUGGCAUAGGAAGGACAACAUCUGCAUACAUCACUGUAGCUUCUUUCCUUUUAGGUGCCCUUUGUUCAGGUUCUGCUGGAUAUGUAGGGAUGUGGGUCUCAGUUCGUGCCAAUGUCAGAGUCUCUAGUGCCGCGAGACGGUCUGCAAGAGAGGCAUUGCAGGUAGCUACUCGUGCAGGAGGUUUAUCAGCUAUCAUUGUUGUUGGUAUGGCUGUAAUUGGUAUAGCAGUCCUUUAUGCCACAUUUUAUGUUUGGCUGGGAGUGGACACACCGGGUUCAAUGAAGGUUACUGAUUUGCCGCUUCUUCUAGUUGGAUAUGGAUUUGGUGCCUCCUUUGUCGCACUGUUUGCUCAGUUGGGUGGUGGAAUAUACACUAAAGCAGCUGAUGUUGGGGCAGACCUUGUCGGAAAAGUAGAACAGGGAAUACCUGAAGAUGACCCUAGAAAUCCUGCUGUUAUUGCUGAUCUGGUUGGAGACAAUGUGGGAGAUUGUGCUGCCAGAGGUGCUGAUCUUUUUGAAAGUAUUGCAGCUGAAAUAAUCAGUGCCAUGAUACUUGGGGGAACAAUGGCACAAAAGUGUAAAAUCGAAGAUCCAUCUGGCUUCAUCUUGUUUCCUCUUGUUGUUCACUCAUUUGAUCUGAUAGUUUCAUCGGUGGGAAUAUUUUCUAUUCGGGGUACACGUGAAUCUGGAGUAAUGACUCCUAUGGAAGAUCCUAUGGCAAUUCUUCAGAAAGGAUAUUCUGUUACAAUAGUUUUAGCUGUUCUAGCAUUUGGUUUGUCUACCCGGUGGUUACUUUAUGUUGAGCAAGCACCUUCAGCAUGGUUCAACUUUGCUUUGUGCGGGUUGAUUGGUAUUAUUACAGCGUACAUUUUUGUCUGGAUCACCAAGUAUUAUACUGACUACAAGCAUGAGCCUGUACGCACAUUAGCCCUUUCUAGCUCUACUGGCCAUGGGACUAACAUAAUUGCCGGGGUCAGUUUGGGGCUGGAAUCUACUGGUCUUCCAGUCCUUGUCAUCAGUGUGGCGAUUGUCUCAGCGUACUGGCUGGGCCAGACUGCUGGACUAAUAGAUGAAACAGGAAACCCAACUGGUGGGCUGUUUGGCACAGCUGUUGCAACAAUGGGAAUGCUUAGCACUGCUGCCUAUAUUCUUACCAUGGAUAUGUUUGGCCCAAUAGCUGAUAAUGCUGGAGGAAUUGUAGAAAUGAGCCAACAGCCUGAAAGUGUCCGAGAGAUCACUGAUGUCCUUGAUGCCGUGGGUAACACAACCAAAGCCACCACCAAAGGAUUUGCCAUUGGCUCUGCUGCGCUUGCUUCUUUCCUUCUGUUUAGUGCUUAUAUGGACGAGGUUUCUUCAUUUUCUCUUGAACCUUUUAAACAGGUUGAUAUUGCAAUUCCAGAAGUUUUCGUGGGUGGGUUGCUGGGUGCCAUGCUUAUAUAUGUCUUUAGUGCUUGGGCCUGCGCUGCUGUUGGCCGAACUGCGCAAGAGGUUGUUAAUGAAGUAAGAAGGCAAUUUAUCGAAAGGCCUGGUAUAAUGGAUUACAAGGAGAAACCAGAUUAUGCUCGCUGUGUUGCAAUUGUAGCAUCUGCAUCAUUAAGAGAGAUGAUAAAACCUGGUGCUUUGGCAAUCAUUUCACCUAUUGUAGUUGGUUUUCUAUUCCGAAUUUUGGGCUACUAUACAGGGCAACCCUUACUCGGAGCUAAAGUUGUUGCUGCUUUUCUGAUGUUUGCAACAGUGUCUGGUAUCCUUAUGGCACUUUUCCUGAACACAUCUGGUGGUGCCUGGGAUAAUGCAAAGAAGUACAUAGAGACUGGAGCUCUUGGAGGCAAGGGAAGUGAUGCUCACAAAGCAGCAAUAACAGGAGAUACAGUGGGAGACCCAUUCAAAGACACGGCAGGGCCUUCACUUCAUGUCCUUAUAAAGAUGCUCUCAACAAUUACGCUGGUAAUGGCUCCCAUCUUCCUGUGA
Messenger RNA from Lathyrus sativus (Indian pea), 2406 nucleotides. NCBI's taxonomy places the organism in Eukaryota, Viridiplantae, Streptophyta, Magnoliopsida, Fabales, Fabaceae. The record is from the annotation of a GenBank genome assembly.